GUGCGCUCAGAGGAACAUCUCUCUUUUAUUUCUGUCCGUCUUUCUUCAUGACACUGUGUUUCAGUGUUCUCGUCUGAAAUCAUUUAAGUCAAGUAAAGCAGAUUUUACUCGUAUUCAGCUGUGCUUUGGCAAUAUGAAUGUGAAGUAUAUUUGAACGAAUGAUCAAAUGAAAUGACAAGAGAAAGAGAGGAUCGUGUGUCUGGAGGAAUGUAUGAACCCCUCCUUGAGGUUUUUUACAGGAAGGGUGAAGUGUUAUCAUCUCGCUGUUUUUCUAGGGCUGCUUCAACCUCCCAAUGCCCAGAAAAACACAUUCCUGCUCCAAUAACAUCUAUGAUAUGAUUUAUGCCUGCCGUCAACACCUGAUGGCACAAGACUGAGAUGUUUAAUACUGACAUUAAGCAGACAUCAUCAUUGCUCUUUCUGUUGGAGAUGAACAGUGCUGUAUUGUGAAUGUUUAGCAGAUGAUGAAGAAUGGGAUGUUAAUAUUUCAUGUUUUGCUGAAACGUUCUGAUCAUUUGGAGACACAGAAGAGGAAUCAUGUAUAGAUGUUGGAUUACCUCAUUUCUCUUACUGUCUGCCACCUCUCAGUUUGUGGUGGUCUUCUCAGAGAAUAACACUGGAGGUACGGCGCAAAAGAACACUCACGAGAUGCAUUCCACACGUCACAAAAUCUUGACGGCUCAGUUUGAAUGUUACCAGAAGAUCAUGAAAGACACCAAUCACAAUAAAACAGAUGGUUCGGGGUGUAAGCGCACAUGGGACGGAUGGCUGUGUUGGGAUGAUUUAGACGCAGGCUUCACGUCAGCUCAGCACUGUCCUGAUUAUUAUGAUGACUUUGACACGUCUGAAAUGGCCACAAAGAUUUGCACCGAGUCGGGUCAUUGGUUCGUUCAUCCACAGAGUAACAGAACAUGGACCAAUUACACAGAAUGUAGCAACCUGUCCCAUGAUCACAAGAGGACAGCGUUUAAUCUCUUUUAUUUGGCUUUGAUCGGUCAUGGCUUGUCACUCAUAUCUUUGUUUAUUUCUCUGGGGAUAUUUUUCUACUUUAAGAAUCUAAGUUGUCAGAGGAUAACUCUACAUAAGAAUCUCUUCUUCUCUUUUGUGUUUAAUUCUUUGAUCACGAUCAUCUUUUACACAUGUGUCGCCAAUAACCAAGAAGUAACAGAAGCCAAUCCAGUGAGCUGUAAGGUGUCUGUGUUCAUUCAUCAUUAUCUGCUGGGUUGUAAUUAUUUCUGGAUGUUGUGUGAGGGGAUUUAUCUGCACACACUCAUUGUUGUGGCCGUCUUUGCUGAGAAACAACACCUCAUGUGGUAUUAUCUGUUAGGAUGGGGCUUCCCGUUGAUACCUGCGUUCAUUCAUGCAAUAGCCAGGAGUUAUUAUUACAAUGACAACUGUUGGAUCAGCUCAAACACGUCUCUGCUUUACAUUAUCCACGGGCCCAUCGUUGCAGCACUGUUAGUGAAUCUCUUCUUUCUCUUGAACAUCGUGAGAGUGUUGAUCACUAAACUGAAGGUGACACAUCAGGCAGAAUCCAGUCUGUACAUGAGAGCUGUGAGAGGUACUCUCAUCCUCGUCCCUCUGCUGGGCAUUCAAUAUCUACUGCUGCCUUAUAAACCCGACGGACGAGUCGCCUCUGAAAUAUUCACCCACACAAUGAACAUACUCAUACAUUUCCAGGGCCUCUUGGUCGCCACCAUAUUCUGCUUUUUCAAUAGUGAGGUUCAGGGUGUGAUAAAGCGGCACUGGAACCAGUACAGAAUCCAGUUCGCCAACACAGGGGCCUUGCGUUCCGCAUCUUACACCACAUCCUCCAUGACAGAAGUGCAUCGAUGUUACAGCAUCGACAGUCACAUGGACACGCUGAACGGGAAGAGUUUUCACAGUCUGGAGACCACCAUCCUCAGAUCAGACAACCUGUACAUGUGAGACGUUCAGAUCAGAGGGAUGAAGAGAGAACAUCAGCACUACUUUAACAUCUCCUCUGGAUGGACGGGAUUAACACUUUGUGCCUUUGUUUUGGAGACAACGCGGUUUGAUGUGGAAUAUUAAAGUCAUGAGACAAUUUUCCACAGCGGAGCGUCAUGGAGUCAGAACUGACCUGGAGUGGACGUUCUGUGUGUACAUCAAGGAGUGAAGAUGUAGUGUGAGGAUUUAUUCUUUCUUCUUCAUGACACUGAAAUGAUUCUUCAUCGUUUACGGGAAGGUUGUGUGUCCGAGUUUAAAGAGAGACGGAUAAAGACAAACGGUGGAUCGCACCAUUCACAAUCUGUUUUCAAACAAUGGACGACAGAAGACAUUGAAAACAUUCUCCUGCACGCCACUAAACUUCUCGUGAUUUGUUAUCACUCAUCUGAUUUAAGGAUGCACAUUUUUAUUCUUUCAUCAGUUAAAGGAAGAAUUUAACUAGAAAUCACAAUUCUGUAAUCAUUUUAUACACGGAAGACCAAAGAAGAUAUUUUAAGAAAUAUGGAAGUCAACGGAGGUCGGUGUUGUUUGACUAUCAACAUUCUUCAAAAUAUCUUCUUUUGUGUUCUGAAGAAGAUAGACAUGUGGAAUGACAUGAGGGUGAGUAAAUGAUGACAGAAUUCUUGCUGGUUUCUGAUUGUGUGUCUCUGGUGUUCAUGAACGUUGUGUAGUUGAGCACAUUUGGUAUUACAGGUUUAGUUUCAGUCUACAGUGUCUCUAUGUCUGGAACAUACGGAUGCCUUUGUCUCUUCUUCACGUUUUCUACAUUUUUAAGUGCACAUGCUGGAUUAUUUGAAGAUGUAAAUAUAGAAAUACAUCUCAGUGUGUAAGGAGUGUUUGUGUUAUUGUAUAUAUAAAUAUAUUUAUAAACACAAAUCUUAGACAUUUACUUUUGUUUAGAUCAUACUGUUUUUAUACUUGUCAUAAGAUGAUGAUGAUGUCAUAACAGGUGCAGAUGUACCAUUUAAUUCUGUCAAAACUCUGUUUAUUGUAUUGUUUAGUUUGUGUCACUGAAGGUGUGAGCUGGAGGAUUCAUAAGCACUUGAAAAACAAAUAUAGAUUUUAAACAACUCACAAAGUUGUGUUUCUCUCAGUUGUUAUAGCUGUGACACAGAAGACAGUGUUUUUACGUGUAAGAAUAAUCCAUAUUAUUUGUUGAUGUAGAGUACAUGUAACUACGUAUAACUGAAGACAUAAAACUUGAAAUCAUUCUUUCAGACAAAUAUUUGACCGUAUUGUGUUGAAAGGAUCUGAUUGGUUCAUUGAAAGCAGUGAAUGUGAUGAUCUCAGUUCUCACAAGAUGAUGAUGUUUGGUUUAUAUACAUUGUGUUAAAGACAGAAGAUUACUGAAGGGAUCACACACACAGCUGACAUGUGUCACUGUCUAUGACAUCAGCACAGGAAGAAACACGACAGUAUGAUGUGUACACAUGUUGUUCAUCAAAUGAAUGAUGAUAUAUUGCAGUUGGUCAAAUGAAAGCAUUUCAGGAUUGUUUUGCAUGGAUUCCAGAUGUAGGACAGGCCCUCACACCUCAUCAGACCUCAACACAUAUGCACAAAAACCACAACACUGAACAACUUCUUUAGAAUUCCAGCUGUAAAACUUCUAUGAGCAUGUGUGGGUUGAUGUACUUUAGUUCUGAUACAAAACUACCUGCAGAUAUAACUGACCUGAGACGCUCUCUUCUCAGAUGCAUUCAUACAAAUAUCUUCUGGAAACAUUUUGGAUCUGGAAAAAGGGUGAA
Messenger RNA from Triplophysa dalaica, 3713 nucleotides. It is a transcript of the gene calcrlb, whose product is annotated as calcitonin receptor-like b. Gene Ontology annotation, cellular component: plasma membrane. The coding region runs from base 538 to 1929 and encodes 463 amino acids. The record is from RefSeq and is a predicted model, not a curated record. Gene Ontology annotation, biological process: angiogenesis; cell surface receptor signaling pathway; adenylate cyclase-activating G protein-coupled receptor signaling pathway. NCBI's taxonomy places the organism in Eukaryota, Metazoa, Chordata, Actinopteri, Cypriniformes, Nemacheilidae. The transcript is spliced from 13 exons. Gene Ontology annotation, molecular function: calcitonin gene-related peptide receptor activity; adrenomedullin receptor activity; calcitonin receptor activity.